GGGAGCGUGACCGUCACGAGGGGGCGAAGCCGGGAAGGAAGGAGAUCGAGAGCGGGCUCAGUCGCCGCCCCACCGCACCCCACCUCCGGCUGCUCGCCUUCCCCGCCGCCGUGGUCCGCGGCUUCAGGCGGGGCCACGGACCCCGGUGGGGGUGAACAGCGCGGGACGGGGUCGCCGUCGGGGCGGUGGGGUGGGCGAAUCGAUCCUGCGUGCGCGGGUGGGCUGGCUGGCCGAUAAAAGGGGGAGCUUUUGGACUGGUGAGGAAAGUGAGAAAAGGCUUGCAGCUGAGACAUUAAAUACACAGUAAUAGAACACAAAGAAUGGGUAAGAAAGGAAAGUGGUUUAGUGCGGUGAAGAAAGUCUUCAGCUCCUCUGAUCCAUCUGGAAAGGAAGCAAAGGCUGAGGAGGCGGACAAGUCAAAAUCCAGGAGGAGAUGGCCAUUUGGAAAGUGUAGGCACUCUGAUCCUUCAACCUCAACUGCGUCAGGGACUGCUCCAGUAGCUCCGUUGCCGCAGCCGCCACCACCACAACCUGCUCAGCCACACUCUCAGGAAAUUAGAGAUGUCAAGCCAGUUGAAACAGACAGUGAGCAGAACAAGCAUGCCUACUCUGUUGCGCUUGCAUCUGCUGUUGCUGCAGAAGCUGCUGCAGUUGCUGCCCAGGCCGCUGCUGAGGUUGUCCGCCUCACAGCAGUUACCUCGACCGCACCAAAAAUGCCUGCUAAUUCAAGGGAAGAGCUUGCUGCCAUCAAAAUUCAAACUGCCUUCAGGGGUUAUCUGGCAAGGAGAGCAUUGCGGGCACUAAGAGGGCUAGUUAGAUUGAAGUCGCUUGUUGAUGGAAAUGCUGUCAAGCGUCAAACUGCUCACACUUUGCAUUGCACACAAACGAUGGCAAGAGUCCAAACUAAAAUCUACUCUAGAAGGGUGAAGCUGGAGGAGGAAAAACAGGCUCUUCAGAGGCAGCUCCAAUUGAAACAUCAAAGAGAGCUUGAGAAAAUGAAGAUUGAUGAAGACUGGGAUCACAGUCAUCAAUCCAAAGAGCAAAUUGAGGCCAGCCUAAUUAUGAAGCAGGAAGCUGCACUAAGACGAGAAAGAGCACUCGCAUAUGCAUUUUCUCACCAGUGGAGGAAUUCUGGUCGAACUAUAACCCCAACUUUCACGGAACCUGGGAAUCCUAACUGGGGCUGGAGCUGGAUGGAACGCUGGAUGUCAGCAAGACCUUGGGAGAGCCGAUUGGCUGCAUCAGAUAAAGAUCCUAAAGAGCGUACUCUGACAAAGAAUCCCAGCACCAGUGCUGUUCGAACGUCUGUACCCCGUGCCAUCUCAAUCCAGAGACCAGCAACACCAAACAAAUCAAGCCGUCCACCAAGCCGGCAAUCACCUUCAACUCCGCCAUCAAAGGCCCCAUCUACCUCAGGAAAGAUCAGGCCGGCAAGUCCAAGGGGCAGCUGGCUGUACAAGGAGGAUGACCUGAGGAGCAUCACAAGCAUACGUUCUGAACGCCCAAGGAGGCAGAGCACAGGUGGAGGCUCGGUCAGGGAUGAUGCAAGCCUGACGAGCACACCACCUCUCCCCAGUUACAUGCAGUCAACAGAGUCUGCAAGGGCAAAGUCUCGAUACCGCAGCUUAUUGACUGAGAAGCUUGAGGUUUCGGACCGAGCACCUCUGGUCCAUUCGGUUGUUAAGAAGCGCCUGUCCUUCCCUAUCAUGGACAAACCGAGCGGUGCACCAGUAGAUAAGCCAAAGGAAAGGGCGAGACGCCAUUCUGACCCUCCGAAGGUCGAUCCUACAACGCUGAAGGAUGCCCCUGUUGCCUGAUCAGGCCUUGUGAUUGUUAGGUUUCGUGCUCUUUUAACACUCCAUGAUGUAUUUUUUAAGGGCCCCUUUGGCACGGCUCAUCGAGCGGCUUCUAGGAUGGCUUUUGAUGAAGCCGUGCCAAACGGGAGAAGGCAAAACGGCUCACCCGCGAAAGCCAGUAGAAGCCCCGCAAAAUGCGGUCUCUACGUUUCUCCAUCCACCGGAAGCCAAAAAAAGUGGCUUAUUCCGGCUCCUCCUCGUCACUUUCCAUCCUUGUCCCCGGUGGUGGCGGAGGGGCGGAGGAGUGCCGGGGCGGCGCCGUGGUGGCGGAGGGGCGGAGGAGGACCGGGGCGGCGCCGUGGCGGCGGACGGAGCCGAGGCCGGCAAGGCGGCGCUGUGGCGACCGAGGGGCGGAGGAGGACUGGGGCGGCGCUGUGGCGGCGGAAGGAGCCGAGGCCGGCAGGGUGGCGCUGUGGCGGCGGAGGGGCGGAGGAGUGCCGGGGCGGCGCCUUGGCGGCGACGGAGCCGGGGCCGGCGGGGUGGCGCUGGAGGGGCGGAGGAGGGCCAGGCGGUCGGGGCGGAUAAGGUCGGGAGGGAGGAGCGGAUGGAUAAGGAGAGAGGAGGGGAAAAGAAAAGAAGGGGAGAAGGAAAGAGAAAGAAAAAGAAAAGGAAAAUGAGGAGAAAAAAAGAAAAAGAGAAUAGAAAAAUAUAAGGGUAUUUUGGACAUUUGACACCUUCUUUCCAAUCUAAAAAGCUAGGAGAAGCCGUUUUGCCAAACAUUUUCCUUCAAAAUAAGCCAGAGCCAGAAAAAGCUGCUUUUCCAGAUGAGCUAGAGCCAAAGUUAUUUUUGCACGAGCCAAAGCCGUGCCAAACGGGCCCUAAGAUAGAUUGUUUUCUGUGUAAUGCAUGAUUUGUCUGGUUAUUUUGAGAGUUGAGACAAUUCUAACAGGACAUGGGGUACUCCCUGUAGGUUGUUACGUGUGAUGCUAAUACUGUGUGAGGUUGCCUUUCAAUGUAUGAUAUGACGGUUUGACAGACUUGUUAACGUGUGAAUGCUGCAAUUAAUUCC
Molecule: messenger RNA, 2865 nt
Organism: Setaria italica (foxtail millet)
Lineage: Eukaryota; Viridiplantae; Streptophyta; Magnoliopsida; Poales; Poaceae
Product: protein IQ-DOMAIN 1
Exons: 6
Coding region: 321-1817 (498 amino acids)
Molecular function (GO): protein binding
Source: RefSeq, a predicted model, not a curated record